AUGAGCCAAAUUCUAUUCGAACACGAACAAUUGUGUACGGGAAAACCUUUGCGAGAUAUGAAAUUUGAAAGCCAAGAUGGCAAAUUGCUCUGUCCCGUGUGCGGAAAAAGCUUCGCGAAAGCCAGCUAUGUUCUCUCUCAUAUAAAACAGAUUCACCUACGACUGGAGAUGAUCCAAUGUAAAGACUGCGACAAAUGUUUCACUACAAAUGCGUCAUUGAGGAUGCACAAUGAAACAUUUCACUCGGGCUCGAAAAUGAAAGGCUUACCUUGCGACAUGUGCGACAAAUUUUUUCCGAAAAAAUACUCACUAGAAAGGCACAAAGCUUUAGCUCACAUUAGGAAAUUUGACAUAUUUUGCCAAAUAUGCCAAAAAGGCUUUUACUCAGUAGCAGAAUUGAAAAGGCAUUUGCAAUUCAAGCAUGAUGAAAGCUCUGUAAUGUACCCGUGCACCGAAGCAGGAUGCGCUUCAAGCUUCAAACGUAAACAGAGCUUAAGGUACCACGUGGAAACCAAACAUAGCAAAGUGGACGACAAACCUGAAAUGGUUUGUUACAAGUGCGGCAAAGUUUACACUCAUCGUAAAACUUUACAAAAACACUUGGUCGAUCAUGGAAGAUUGAAAAGGAUUAACCUUUGCUGUAAAAAAUGCGAACUAGAUUUCAACAUACCUGAAAUCUUAAUGGAGCACGAACAAUCGUGUACAGGUACAAACUUGCUGCACCUAAAAAUCGAACACCAAGACGGAAAAUUCUUUUGUCCGGGAUGCGGCAAAUCCUUUCCGACAAAACGCUACGUCAGAAAUCACAUACGGCUUGUGCACUUGAAGCACCAGAUGAUCAAAUGCCAGGAAUGUCCUCACGUUUCUUCGGCGCCUUGGAUGAUGAAAAACCACGUCAAAAGGAUGCAUCGGGGUUUUAGGACGAAUUUCGUUUGCGAUUUGUGCGAAAAAGUAUUUCAGAGCAACUGUUACUUGGAAAAACACAAAUUAGUGGUGCAUCUUAAGAAGUUUAAGGUAUUUUGCGAUGUUUGUCAGAAAGGCUUCGUCAAUGAUAAAGACCUUGGCAAGCAUUUUCAAGCAGUUCACGAUCCAAAUUUCGAAAUUUUCCCAUGUCCGCAGGAAGGUUGCGGUAAAAUAUUCAAAUCAAAAUAUGACUUUACUUAUCAUUUGGAAACCAAACAUAUACGGGACGAAGACAAGCAGGAUUUGAUUUGUUGCCAGUGCAGCAAGUCUUAUGACAAUCCCAGGUCCUUAAAAACCCACUUAAACAAACACAAAAAAUGCAAGACAUUCCCUUGUGAGAUUUGUAGUAAAAUUUUGACGACGAAUAGCAGUUUGAGGAGGCAUUUGCGGACGCAUACGGGAGAAAGACCGUACGUGUGCGACUACUGCGGACAAAGCUUUAGGAUUUUGAAAGUUCUCAAAAGUCAUAUUUUGACUCAUACUAAAGAAAAACCGUUUUCUUGUAAGGUGUGCGAUAGCAAGUUCACGCAACGGAGUCCGUUGACUCGACAUGUUCACCUAAUUAUUAUUAAACCAACAACUACCAAUAUUUCUAGGCUAAAAUAUGACAAAAUAAAAGUAGUAUCCGUCCGUGAUCUACUAAAAUCUGUCAAGCCUCAAACCAACAACAAACACUUUUGUCCAGUGUGCAAUGAACUUAUGGCAGAUAGAACUCAAUUAACUCAACAUCUAAAGCGCAUGCACAGCUUCAAUCCAGGUCCCAAAAUCGAAUGUCCGCAAUGUCAGAAACUCCUCAGCUCCAAAACCGAUCUGCAACAACACAUCAAACGAAUACACGAAGGCCUAGCGCCCACAAACCACUGCGACAUUUGCGGCAAACUCUUGAAAAGCUCCUUGAACUAUCACAAACGCAUAGUGCACACGAAACAGUUCAAUUUCUGGUGCGAAUAUUGCGGCAAAGGAUUUGUGAAUCAGAGUUUGUUCAGGAACCACCAGAAGAAUGUACACGAGCAGUCGUUUACUUGUCCCGAGGCGGGAUGCGGCAAAGUUUUCAAGUCGAUGACUUCGAUUAACCAUAUAAAAUCUGAAUUAGAUUCACUGUGGGAGAAUGAAUAUUCAAAUGUUCUAGAAGCACCAUGGAUAAUGAACUCAGGAAUAUCACGCAGAUACCCGAACAAACCACAAACCCAAUUGAAUUUAAUGGUAUCCCAAAGUAAACUCAAUCCAGACCUAUACAUAUGCCAAUUAUGUCAAAAGAAUUUCCAUCAAAGUGCCCAUUUGCAUCGGCAUUUGAAAUUCGUGCACGGAAUCAACCGAGGGCCAAGAUUACCUUGUCCCGAGUGCAACAAAACUUUCAUGUCCAAGGAAUCUUUGCAAAGGCACAACAAUACGCUGCACAAAAAUCUAUGGUCGACAGUUCAGUGCGACAUUUGCGGUAAAAUACUCAAAGGACAUUUGGAUUCUCAUAUAAAAUAUGCGCACACGAAGGAGUUUCAUUUCUAUUGCGAAAGUUGCGGCAAAGGAUUCGUGAACGGGGGCCAAUUGAAGUACCACAAAAUUACACAACACGAAAAGCAAUGUCGUUUGUUAAAGUGUCCCGAAGAGGGUUGCGGAAAGAUGUUCAAAGGAGCACCCGGACUUCAAUAUCAUCAAAAAGCAGCGCAUACGGAAAAAAACGCAAAUAUUGUUUGUUCUGAAUGUGGCAAGUCUUAUAAGCAUAUCAUGAUGUACAAAAUACAUAAGAGGAAGCAUAAAGACCAUAAAACUUAUCCGUGUAAGAUUUGCGAUAAAGUGCUGACUGCUAGGAGUAGUUGGCUGGAUCAUACACGAAUGCAUUCGGGAGAAAAACCGUUCCAGUGCCAGCAAUGUGAGAAACAAUUCUCGUCCAUUAAGUAUUUGAAAGUUCACAGUGUCGUACAUACAAAAGAAAGGCCAUAUAAGUGUAAUGAUUGUGACAAAUCUUUUACUCAAAGAGGAACAUUGACUUUACAUAGGAAGAAAUUUCAUUCGCUUGAUCAAAAUUAA
This is a messenger RNA of Ceutorhynchus assimilis (cabbage seed weevil), 2988 nucleotides long. The record is from the annotation of a GenBank genome assembly. NCBI's taxonomy places the organism in Eukaryota, Metazoa, Arthropoda, Insecta, Coleoptera, Curculionidae.